This is a messenger RNA of Cornus florida, 1733 nucleotides long. Its product is annotated as 1-aminocyclopropane-1-carboxylate synthase 3. Gene Ontology annotation, biological process: biosynthetic process; amino acid metabolic process. Lineage: Eukaryota; Viridiplantae; Streptophyta; Magnoliopsida; Cornales; Cornaceae. Gene Ontology annotation, molecular function: transaminase activity; pyridoxal phosphate binding; 1-aminocyclopropane-1-carboxylate synthase activity. The record is from RefSeq and is a predicted model, not a curated record. The coding region runs from base 1 to 1410 and encodes 469 amino acids. The transcript has 4 exons.
AUGAAGCUACUCUCUAAGAAAGCCACGUGCAACUCACAUGGGCAAGACUCUUCAUACUUCCUAGGAUGGCAGGAGUACGAGAAGAACCCAUACCAUGAGGUUCAGAAUCCCACUGGAAUCAUUCAAAUGGGUCUUGCAGAAAAUCAGCUCUCCUUUGAUCUUCUCGAGUCAUGGCUGAAGAAUAACCCGGACGCGGCCGGGUUCAAGAAAGAUGGAGAAUCCAUAUUCAGAGAGCUUGCUCUCUUCCAAGAUUAUCAUGGCCUUCCCGCUUUCAAGAAGGCAAUGGUAGAAUUUAUGGCAGAAAUUAGAGGAAACAAAGUAAGCUUUGAUACAAAAAAUCUGGUACUCACUGCUGGUGCAACUUCGGCCAAUGAGACCCUUAUGUUUUGUUUGGCUGAACCCGGCGAAGCUUUUCUUCUUCCCACUCCAUACUAUCCAGGGUUCGACAGAGAUCUCAAGUGGCGAACCGGGGCUGAAAUUGUACCGAUUCAGUGUACUAGUUCAAAUGGCUUUAAAAUCACUGAAUCGGCUCUCGAAGAAGCUUAUCUACAAGCACAAAAACGCAACCUCAAAGUCAAGGGUGUGUUGGUCACCAAUCCUUCGAAUCCUUUGGGCACUACAAUGACCAGACAUGAGCUUGACCUGCUUGUCACCUUCAUCACUGCAAAAAACAUUCAUUUAAUAAGUGACGAAAUAUAUUCCGGGACUGUUUUUAGCUCGCCCGGCUUCGUUAGCAUCAUGGAGGUUCUGAUAGACAGAAACUGCAUGAAUACCGAAGUUUGGAACCGAGUUCACAUUGUCUACAGUCUUUCCAAAGAUCUCGGGCUUCCCGGUUUUCGAGUUGGUGCAAUUUAUUCCAACGAUGACAUGGUUGUGUCUGCCGCCACAAAGAUGUCCAGCUUCGGAUUGGUUUCUUCUCAAACUCAGUAUCUUCUCUCUGCAAUUCUGUCCGAUAAGAAAUUCACGGCGAAUUACAUUUCCAAGAAUCAAAAGAGGCUUAAAGAACGACACUCAAUGCUCGUCUCCGGCCUCAAAAAUGCCGGUAUCAGCUGCCUCAAGAGCAAUGCUGGCUUGUUUAGCUGGGUAGAUAUGAGACAUCUCUUGAGCUCCAACACUUUUGAAGCAGAAAUAGAGCUUUGGAAGAAAAUUGUGUACAAUGUUGGCCUCAACAUCUCUCCUGGUUCAUCAUGUCAUUGCACUGAACCGGGUUGGUUUCGUGUCUGCUUCGCUAACAUGUCAGCAGACACACUAAACCUCGCGAUGCAGAGGAUUAAAUCCUUCGUCAACUCCACCACCACCACCAACAACAACCGCAGUCAUCACAGACGAAGCAAAACCUCAAUUAGAAAGUCACUCACCAAGUGGGUUUUUCGGCUAUCCUUCGACGACCGCGAGCCCGAGGAACGAUAGUCCGGUGUCAAUAUAUAUGUUCCGACGAACAAAAGUUCGGUGUCCAUCAUGAACAUAAUAUUGUCCGUUCAUAUUUUUUACUCAAAUUUUCACUGUUGAGUUCUUUUUGUUUUGAUCAUUUAUUAUUGUAAUUUGUAGAAAAAGCGCCACUCGGUCCAUGUGGAUUCGAAGUGAUGACUUCAUCUUCAUUUGUACAAGUUGCAGUUCCUCCAUUAAAACACCUUGAAUUGUUAUAAUUUUUAUUUCAUUUUUUUUUUUCUUUCUCUAUAUCACUUAAAAUUGACACGUGUUCCCUAUAAACUUAAAUCCAGUUUUAUUAAUUA